CCGUGCUGAGCUGAGCCGAAACAACCCCAGCUGAGCCAAGCCCUGCCCACCUAAAAUGAGCCGAGCCGUGCUGUGCCGAGCUGAGCCCAACGCAGGCGAGCCAAGCCGAGCGCAGCUGUGCCUGGCUGAGCCGAGCCGAGCCGAGGCAAACCGAGCCCAGCUGUGCUCGGCUGAGCCGAAAUGAGCCCGGCUGAGCCCGGCUGAGCCGAGCCCAGCGAGCGAGCGAGCGGCUGCGCGGCCCGGCCGCUCCCGUCGGAGCUGUCCAGCCCCAUCCCGCCUUUCCCGGCGCUCCUGCCGUUCCCGCAUCCCGCUGCCGCCGCUCAUCCCGAUCCCGCUCAUCCCGAUCCCGACCCCGCCAUGCGGGAGCGAUGAGCGCAGCCGCCCCGCCCGGCCAUGGAGGAGGAUUUGUUCCAGCUCCGGCAGCUCCCGGUGGUGAAGUUCCGCCGCACCGGGGAAAGCUCCAGGUCGGAUGAGGAUGGAAUUUCAGGAGAGCACGAGGUGCAGAUUGAGGGGGUCAGGACAGAGUUAGAGCCUGUGGAGCUGGAAGAUGGAGCUGCAGUGCCAAAGGAAUUUGCCAACCCCACUGAUGAUACUUUCAUGGUGGAAGAUGCGGUGGAAGCCAUUGGAUUUGGGAAGUUCCAGUGGAAGCUCUCUGUCAUCACUGGAUUAGCCUGGAUGGCAGAUGCCAUGGAAAUGAUGAUUUUAAGCAUCCUGGCUCCCCAGCUCCACUGUGAGUGGCGAUUGCCCAGCUGGCAGGUGGCUCUGCUCACCUCGGUGGUGUUUGUGGGAAUGAUGUCCAGCUCCACCCUCUGGGGAAACAUUUCAGACCAGUAUGGGAGAAAAACAGGCCUGAAGAUCAGCGUGUUGUGGACACUCUACUACGGGAUCCUCAGUGGGUUUGCUCCCGUGUACAGCUGGAUCCUGGUGCUGAGGGGCCUGGUGGGGUUCGGGAUUGGAGGAGUGCCUCAGUCGGUAACUUUAUAUGCUGAGUUCCUUCCAAUGAAAGCCAGAGCAAAGUGCAUUUUAUUAAUAGAGGUGUUCUGGGCCCUUGGGACUGUGUUUGAGGUGCUCCUGGCAGUGCUGGUGAUGCCCACGCUGGGCUGGCGUUGGCUCCUCAUCCUCUCUGCCCUCCCACUCCUGCUCUUCGCUGGCCUGUGCUUUUGGCUGCCAGAGAGUGCCAGGUAUGAUGUGUUGUCUGGGAACCAGGAGAAAGCACUUGCCACUUUGAAGAGGAUAGCAACAGAAAAUGGAGCUCCAAUGCCUCUGGGAAAAUUGGUCAUUUCCAGACAGGAAGACCGAGGGAAAAUGAAGGACCUUUUCACCCCCCAUUUCAGAUGGACCACGUUGUUACUCUGGUUCAUAUGGUUUUCCAAUGCCUUUUCAUAUUAUGGGUUAGUUUUAUUAACUACAGAGUUCUUCCAAGCAGGAGAUGUUUGCAGCAUAUCCAGCAGAAGGCAGGAAGUUAAAGCAAAGUGCAGCCUGACCUGUGAGUAUCUGACAGAGGAGGAUUACACAGACCUGCUCUGGACAACCCUGUCAGAAUUCCCUGGGGUGUUGGUGACGCUCUGGAUCAUCGACCGGAUCGGCCGCAAGAAAACCAUGGCCCUGUCGUUCCUUGUCUUCUCUUUUUGCAGCCUCCUGUUGUUCCUCUGUGUUGGAAGGAAUGUUCUGACUGUGCUGCUCUUCAUUGCAAGAGCCUUUAUUUCAGGAGGAUUUCAGGCUGCUUAUGUUUACACUCCUGAGGUUUAUCCCACAGCCACACGUGCUUUGGGCCUGGGAACAUGCAGUGGAAUGGCGAGAGUGGGAGCCCUCAUAACCCCCUUCAUUGCACAGGUGAUGUUGGAAUCCUCAGUGUACCUGACCCUGGUGGUUUACAGUGGCUGCUGCCUCCUGGCCGCCCUGGCCUCCUGCUUCCUGCCCAUCGAGACGAAAGGCCGUGGCCUCCAGGAGUCCAGCCACAAGGAAUGGGGCCAGGAGAUGGUGGGGAGAGGAUCUCACUCCCCAGAGGAAUCACAGGAGUGAUGGCACAUGGAAAGAAUGGAUGACAGGAGCAAGAUUUCUCACAAAACCUCCGAGCCCGAAGCAUCGAAAGCUGAGCUUCGUCACUGCCAACGUCACGUGUCAAACUGCAGGAAUCUGGGGGUGAACCUCAGCAAAUUGUGUCUCUGCUGCUCUUUGCUCACACUCAUAGAAACUUUCCAUCUGUAUGGAGAGGGAUUUAAUCCAGACAUCCUCUGGAGUUUAGCAGGAAAGGUGUUUGUCUGUCGUGCUUGCAUGGUCAGCUCCUCAGCUUCAAACGUUCCGUGCCAAGCAAAUCACCAAGUGACUGCAGCCCAGCAUCAGCUGUAACUAAAUACUGAACUCUUGAGCCCAAAAACAAGAGGUUGAUAUUUAUUGUGUCCCUGGCCCAGCACAGGGUGGGUUCCAUACACUACACUAGGAAUUACAUGCCUGCCUUGCACUUUUAGCCGUCAAAAACACACCAAAAUGUGGUUCCAGCAAACCAACCUUUGCAGUUCCUCUGUUUGUGGGUUCUGUUCCUGGAGAUUUAACAGGGAAGGAUUGCUUGGAAAUGAAUUUCUGAAUGUUUCUGCCAUCCCAGCAGGUAGUUGGAGCACUGAGGAUGGUAUUUGCUGCAGAGCUGAAACCUUAUAUCACGAAUGUAAAUCAUGGAAUCAUUAAGGUUGGAAAUGACCUCCAACAUCAUCAAGUCCAACUUUUAAAUCCUCAUGGUUUGGAGCAGAAUUUGAGUUCUCUGACAUUGUCAAAAACCUUGAGCUCUCUGUCUUGCUUGGUGUGGGGAGGUGCUCGCUGCUGUGGUUCUGUCCAUGGAUCCAGGUGUGUCCCUGCUCCAUUUACCUGAGCACCUUCCCACAGUGUAGCCAGAACCUGAGCUGGAAGAGCUGCUGUUGGGAUGCAGCUGCUUCCAAAUGUCUCCCAGCAAAAGUUGGCCUCCUGACAGCUGGGCAGGACUUUUCCAGAGCUGCUGAUUGUACACUGACUGGUGACAAAGGAAUGUGGCUGGAAUUGUGACAUAAAAGGAACAAAAGUCACAGGAAGAGCCAAACUGCAAAGACCCCUGGAUGAGGAACAUCCCUCCCUCAGGUGCAGCUCCUCGAGGUGAUGGUCCCACUCUUGUCAGGGAAUGUCAUGGAGUUCAGGUGAGGACAAGCUCAGAAACCUGGCACUGGGCAGGAAAUCCCAUUGCAGAGCCUAUGGGAAUGUGUGAGGAUCUGAGAUGUGCCUCCUUCAGGUCCCAGUGUAUUUUCAGGAUUCCAGAUCAUGGAACACAACCAAAUGUGAGGGAGAUGGACUCUGUGCUUGUCCUGGGAUGUGUUUUCAUAGUCUGUCUGAUCAGGUGUCUCACAUAAACACAGGUAAGUGUGCAGCACAUUUUUGCACAGUUGAAUAUUUUAGGUAUCCUGGGAAGCAGGUCCUGUUCCUGGGGGCAGGACCAGGUCACUGAGCCCAUGUUUGGGGGCAGUACAAGUGAACACUGUUGGGCUCAGCUGUCACUGGGGGUCUCCCAGCACUGUGUGAUGCUCCACCACGUGUCAGGCUCAUUGCUCAGAGACUGGAGGGAAAACAGAAGUGGAUAAGUCCUUAAAAAACCUGAGGAAACUCAGGCUAAGGAAAAAGGCCAAAGAGGUUGUUGGUGGUGUGUGUGGGUGUGUUCUCUGGGAACAGCCACAGUUUGCCAAGACACCAGAAUGUCCAUUCAGUCCCCACUGGUGGCUGAGCAGAAGAUUCCAGGAGUGGUUGAUGUAAACAGGCAAAGUUGGCUUUUCCCAGUGACACAGAAAUGAAUUCAGCUCCCAGGGGAUACCUGGGAUCCCUGGAUCAGCUGUGGGUGAUGGCACAGAACCUGCUGUCUGUUCCAGCAGGGUUGGUUCUCUCUGUCCCUGCUGUCCCUGUGUCCUUUGAGUGGCUCCAGUUGAUCCCAGUGAACAGGAGGGCUCUCAUGGCACUGGCAACACCCACAACUCCUUUGUGUUCACCCCCUUCUGCCAGGCUGGGGUUGGGUCACUCUCCCAGGUGCUCCUGUGCCCCCCUCUCCUUGUGGGAGUGCCCUGAGCUGUUCCCAGUGUGUGUGCUCCCCAAAACAGGGGUCCUCUGGAGCUGAGCUUGGUAAGAGGGGACAGAACCCAAGUGCAGGACAGCCCUGGCUGCAGGAACCCACCUCCCUGCCCAGGAGUUACUCAUUACCUUUAGUUAAAAUGCUACUUUUCCAUGUUAAUGGUCACAUUUCACUUCGGUUCUUAGGCCAAUAUUCAACAGUUUUGAAAAAUUGCAACAGCCUUUAGAGAGUUUUAGGGAAAGUUUAUCUGUUCAUGAACACCUGGAUCCUACAGAUAAACUACUUCUCAUUAAAGAUUUAUAGGGAAUGCAAACUUUUGAUGCUGUUGAAUAGGUCACUUUUAACCUGUGACAUUUACAGUGUGAAAAAAACAACAGUUAAAGGCCUUUUUGCUUUUCACCUUUUACAAAAUCUGCACUAAAAAUGUGCUUAAUGAUAUAAAUACCAUGAUUGGUCCUGAUGGGUCUUUGAUUUCAGUGAUGCCUAAAGCUUGAUCCAAAGCUCACUGAAGUCUGGGAGAACUCCUGUGGAUAUCUGUGGCCUUUGAAUGAGCUGAGUAGAAGGAGACAGGAGCCCACCACAGCUGAUCCUCUGAACUCAGCAGGAGAAACAGAGCUGAAAUUCAGGAUUUGCGGGUACUUGCAUAUAAUUAAGAACAGGACGUUUGAGCUUGUUCAGUGUAAAACUGAGACCAUUUGGGUGGACACACAACACCUCUAAAUAUAACCACAAAUCGAUUUUGUCGAUAAGGCAGCACCAUUUAUGUAGAAAAUCAAGCUUCCAAAGAUUGUUUUCCAUAAUGCGUAUUUUUCACCGAUGAAGGAAUUCCUGUAACUGCUUCAUUUCAAACUGUUGAGUGAGAUCAUUUGGAAUUCAGACAGAAUUUUGGGAUUCAGAUUUGCCAACUGUCCAAGACGUGAACGUGCCAAGCUGGCGUGGGAAAAGAAUUCUCCAAGUGAGCUUUGAUGGAAUGAUUUGUUAUUCCAAACUUCUUGCCGAAAGAGCAUUGAAUGUUUCCUGUGUCUGAAUGUACAGUUUCUAAGCUGGAUUUACAUUUUAAUGUUGAAAAACUUGGUGUAUAUCAAGCUUGUUGUAAAAUACUUCUUUGGUUCCUGGUCCUGGAUGGUUGAAGUCCACAUUAGAUAUUUUAUGUUAAACAAAUAAAUAGUUUUUUCAGUAAAUAA
This is a messenger RNA of Myiozetetes cayanensis, 5262 nucleotides long. It is a transcript of the gene SVOP, whose product is annotated as SV2 related protein. Bases 394 to 2022 code for a protein of 542 amino acids. The transcript has 16 exons. Lineage: Eukaryota; Metazoa; Chordata; Aves; Passeriformes; Tyrannidae. The record is from RefSeq and is a predicted model, not a curated record. Gene Ontology annotation, cellular component: membrane. Gene Ontology annotation, molecular function: transmembrane transporter activity. Gene Ontology annotation, biological process: transmembrane transport.